GAUCUUUGGAUUUGCAGCCUCGCUUUCCUUAACCACCGUGUGCUGCCAUUGGUUGAUCCUUUGUGUUUCUUGCGAGAAGCGGGCACGCAGGUGUGGGCAUGUCGCAGAGUUCUGUGCUCCAUGAUAGUGGUUAACCCACCGUUUCGGGUUCAGAGGCCAUUGAUGCGAUUUGAUCGAUUGGAUAAACUUGCGGGCGAGCUCUGAUUAUUUUGGGGAAGCUUUGGCGGUUUCUGGUAGCCAACGGUGUUGAAAAAAGCGUGAGACACAGGUCAAAACACUAGUUGAUAUUUGAUAGAACCUGAUAGGAUCAUAAAAGCAUUAAAGACAGGAGGUAGGUGCGGGGUAGGGGUGUUGGUCAGGCGACAAUGUUGUUCUUGAUGACAUGGCAUUCAGUGCGUCCGCAAUUCUUCGAUUCGUUUCGUUGAAAACACGACUUGACCCAACAGUGAAAGAGUUCCAGUAAUCGCUUUGGACUAAGUGCACACAUGCCCUAUGAGUCAAACACUAUCAGCCAAGCACAACACUACACAGAUGUCCUUGGUGGACAUCGCCUUGAAAAAAGACUACAUACAUGUUUGCACGACCAACAGUCAGUUGCGUCCACUCCAUGAGGAAAAACCGGUGCAACCAUAGAUUUGUGGGCCUGGUCUCUCCAACAAGUCACGGGCCUGGUCUGAAGCUGGGUGACUCCCGGAUGAACUCCCUCCCGGUGGUGUGGGGUGGAACAUUUCGGGUGGGGGACACCCCUGCUCGCGGCGCCCGGCAUGUAUACCUGCCAAGUCCGCGACGUGCGAAACGGUGCGAAAGUCCGGUACUUUCCGCGAGCGAGGCCACAACCUUCAGCCUUCAUGAGGGCUUGGAGAUCCGAGAGGUGGAUUUCUCCAAAGGAGCUGGUGCUGGCGCUGGCGCUUGGCCCGCUCCCUUGGCCGCCUUUCUGGGCUUCUCGCUGGCGGCGCUGAUCAUGGUGCCCGCGGUGGUGGCGGGGCCCACAGUCGCCAUGCCCCCCGCCUUUGGUGUGCUCUUCUACCAGCUGGCCAUGCUGGCAGGGCAAAGCUGGUUCCCUUGCAUCGUCUCUGCGACCGUCGGGGUGCCUUUUGCGCAUGGACUGCUGCUUGUGCCAAGCAUUACCUUCCAGUAUGCCCUGCCGGCGCUGGUGGCAUCUGCUGCAGGACUCUGUGCUGCUCGGUAUCUGGGUGGCGUUUGGGCGCAGCACCUCUGUCUGCUGCUGCUGGGCCUGCUGUUGCUUUUCCAUGGCUUUUGCAUGUUGCGAGUCAUCAAGAUUGGCCGGUGGCAAUGAGCCUGCAGAGUCUGGCC
Durusdinium trenchii is the source of this 1314-nucleotide messenger RNA. The record is from the annotation of a GenBank genome assembly. NCBI's taxonomy places the organism in Eukaryota, Dinophyceae, Suessiales, Symbiodiniaceae.